This is a messenger RNA of Rhopalosiphum padi (bird cherry-oat aphid), 4021 nucleotides long. RefSeq lists its product as uncharacterized. The coding region runs from base 688 to 1566 and encodes 292 amino acids. Gene Ontology annotation, cellular component: membrane. NCBI's taxonomy places the organism in Eukaryota, Metazoa, Arthropoda, Insecta, Hemiptera, Aphididae. The transcript has 5 exons. The record is from RefSeq and is a predicted model, not a curated record.
AAGUAAAUAUUAUUUUUUAAUUAAAAAUGUACAAACACUACAAACUUUAGAUUUCGAUUAAUACGAGUUCAUCGUUUGAAACAAUUGUGCGUUGUAUACUAAUGCAUUAGAUUUUAAAUAACUUAGAAGAAUUAAUACGAUCAAACUAGUCGUUUGAAAAAAAUAUCGACCUCAAAUAAAAAAAAAUACGUAUGUCGUCGUGUUUGUGUUUUUUUUUUUUUUUACAUAGACGACAUCUCACUAUGUCGCGUGGGCUUUAUCUAUUCGCAUUCUCCCCAGAGAAAUUUAUAAUUCAAAAGGUUCGGUCGUUGAACUAACAACCCCUUCUGUUAUUACUUUAAGCGAAAUGCUUUUCAGUGAUGUACAAUUUUCCAUUAGUCAGUUUAUGUGUGCAUCGUCAUGUGCAACCCUUUCCACAUAAACGACCCUGACGCCGCGCUGGUGUUCGGCUCAUUUGACUGACAGUGGCAAAAUGCUGCAGCCGUCGUAUGUACUUACCUAUUAACCUACCCAUAAAAUAUAUUAUACGUAUUACACCACACGCUUUAUCGUCUCGGGGAACAAUGUAUAAACGUGUACAGUCUCUGACACAGAACAGAUCGUUGUUAUCGUUGUUGUUUAAGACACCGCUACGCCUUUGAGCGUUCUCCUUUUUACCGUGGUAUACCAGGUGUCUGCUGAACAGUGAUGCAGCGGGGCCCAGCCCAAUUGAGUUCCGUGUCAGACCUGUACGUUAGCGACGAAAUAUCGGUGCUGCUUGAAGAGAUCCACGACUUGGAACCGAAGGGCAACAUCGCUCCCAUCGACGACGAACAGGAGUUCGAGAUCAACGGCAGUCAGACGGGAGGCUCUUGGCUGGAAGUCACCAACAGUAUGGCGGGCACACCGGGAUCGUGGGAUUCGCACGCAAACUAUAAACAUCAGGAGGCGUCUAGGGCCAGAUAUAACGGAGUGGUGUUGCACUACGACAAAAGACCAAUGAAGACGCCGUCGGGCGUCAUCCGAGUUCUACUGCUGGUCACCUGUGUUUUGUGCAUGUUUUGCCUGUGCUUUGCCGGCACUUCCAGGUUGGCGUUGUUCAUGUUGCCCAUGCUUAAUCGGAUACGGUUCAUACUGUUUGUCACAUUAUUCAACUUUCUAGUCACCGGAGCUAUACUAUUUUUGGACGUCACGCACACCGUGUACCUAUUUCCGUUCAAUUGGGGAAAAUUGAAUGUACUGUUCUAUGUCAUGAUGACCAUAUUGUGUCUCACGAGCUCCUCGCUAGUCCUUCAUCAAGUAUAUUCAUUUCACGAGUUUUACACAUGGGUACCGCGUGCUACGCGUCAUCAAUUGCUCGCUGCUGCAGUUUUAGGUUAUUUGUGUGCACUGGAAACGUUGUUGCUGGCCUUGCUGAGUCGCUGUGAUGGUUUGGGCGGCCUACAUUACCGCCAAGUCAAAGAUGAUAUGACAAGUCCGCCCAAUACAUUGGCUCUGCGUCAAAGAGUUCCACCACCACCCACAGUUGUAUAUUCACCAUCGCCGUCUCCUUCAUUUUGCUUACGAUCCAUCAAUCCCAAAUCAUAAUCAUUAUUGGUUUACAAUAUUACACCUAUAAAACAGAUAUUUCACCCAGAAACUUAUAUAAGUUGCGACUAGAAACUACUGUACUUUCUACAAGUCUUAAUAUAAUAAUAUAUACACAGUAUGUAUUGAGGUUUUAUGUGUGGAAUUCAAUUGCGACCAAUUUAAAGUAUUAUUAAGUAAAAAAAAGCUCCCCAAAAAUACUUCAUAUAUUUUUGUACUGAAACACGUCUUCUACUAGUUUUUUUUAAUAUUAAUGUAUUUUCAGAUUUUUACAUUUUUUAAUUCGCACAUAUUUGUUAUUAAUUAUUAUAAACAAAUUCUUGGGUUUAUCAAACAGUAUCUACUAUUUGACCAAAUUAAUAUUUUUUAGAUAUUUGGUUUUCAUUAAACGUGUGUAUUUUUACUUUCUAUUUACUUUCCAUGUAUUCUCAUCUUAAAUAUAUUUAUUUAUAUUGUUAAAGUAUAAGAUUUCUUAUUAUUGGCCGUCCAUUUAAAAUAGAUAAUUGUGCGCUUUACACAGCUACUGAAUAAAAAGCUGUAGUGCUUUACACCAUCUAAGGUUAUUUGUAUGUCUAAAUCAUUAAAAAUUAAAAAGAAUUCAAUAUUAUUAUUUAUUAUAAUAUACUUUCUAACAAAACUUUGCAUUUAGACUUUGCUAGACAUGUAUUCAAAAAAUGUAAUAUCUUAUCUGAAAAAUUAUACGCAAACUUAUUUUUAUCUUAAUUAUUUUUAAAAGGGCUUAAGUGUGUUAACAAGCUUAUAUAUGCAUACUCAUUACCAAUUUUAUCAAGUAUUUUAAUUGAACCCUAAUGAUCAAACUACCAAAUUAAAUAGAAGUCAUCUUAUUACAACAGGAAAAAUUAAUGUAAUUAAACCAAAUUCAAUGUAAUAUUGUUACUUACUAGAAACCAAAGUUCCCGAAAUUUUGUCAUAUCAUUGUAUAGCUAAAAUAUUAUGUGGUCUGAAAUAAACUGGUUAAAACAAAUAUAGGUUUACUGUUCAUAUUUUAAGAUGCAUUACACGUUUUUAUUUUUAUUAUCAUUUAAUUGUAUAAUUAUUGACAUAGCUGAUACUUCAUUGUUUUUAAAUGUUUAACUAAUUACUAAUAGUGUGGUUUAAUGAUGUAUAGGGACAAAUGUUAGUUGGUGCUUACCGUCUUAUAUAUUAUCAGUUCACUGUUGUCACUUUAUACUUUUGCUCAACAAUUUGUGGCAAGAGCAUAGUAUGUUUACUACAAAUGUAACCCUGUAUUACCAUAAUCGUUAAUCUACAGUAUUAGGUUGUAAAGUACAAAAUUAUUGUAACACAUUAGUUAUAUCACUAAUAUAAUAGCCCUGUUUACAAUGCAUGUGACAUAAAUUGAAAAAAAGAAGUGUAAUUGUAAUAAUUAUUAUUAUUUAUUAAAAACUAUUAUAUUUAGUACAACAUUUUAACAUUAAAUGUAUUUAACGGGUGUACAAUCUGAGCAUAAUAUUUAUUGUAAGCAAUGCCCUUGCUCUUGUUAUAUUUAUAUCUAAUAUACAUAAUACAUAUGGAAUUUUGAAAAUGAACCCAUCCGUUUAUUAUUUUUUGUCAAAAUGUUUUAUAUAAUAGUGUUUAUAAGCCAUUCAUCUUUUUUUUUUCAACUAAUAUUAUUCAAAAAAUUGUAAUUAAUAAAAUUUCUGUAACUGAAUGUGAUUAAUUUUCAUAUUUUAAGUGAUAGAUUAAUUUUUUAGGUAUACACUAGUGUUAUACCGUCCUUAGAAUUAAUUGUGUAAUAAUGAAAAUAUAUUUAUCAAAGUAUUUUUAUAUGAUGGUUACUUUAAUAUAUUAUUGAAGGUACAAUCUAAAUGUCGUACAUUUAAGUGAUGGUUGGUUGUGAAGGAAAUUGUAUGUUGAAUGGGUAUUAAUAAUAAUUAAUUAAUUGAUACAGUUUAUAAAAAUAUAAUUUUCAUCUGAAUGUAAAUUAUAUUUAAGUUAAAUAGCUACAUUCUUGACUUAAGACAAGUCAAAUUCCACAUUAUACUUAAUUAUAUAAUAAUGCUCUUUAUGUUAAAACUAUGAUUAGUUUUAAGGUUAAGUUUUACUAUGUUAACCAUUCAUUUUCAGACCUUGUUAAUUUGGCACAUUAUUUUAUUUUCACAUAAUUUAUCAAAAUUGUAUUUUGUGGGAAAUCUUUUUUUUCAAACCAAUAAAAUUCUUGCUAUGAUUUUUCUUUAUAUAAAAUUAUCAACACUAAAUAUUUAAAUAAGGACUCUUAUUAUAACUAAGGAUAUAAAAAUAAAUGUUUAUUCCAUGUAUUAAAAAACAUCACAAUUUUUAAUGAUUAUUAUAUAAUAUGAAAAAUUGGUUUUUAAUUUAUACACUUAAUAAUAUAAUUUAAAUAUUUAUCAUUUAUAUACAAAUAUAUUAUGAAGUAUACAAUAGCUUUAUUAGCUGCUUAAAUUAACCAAAUAAAAAACAAUAUAUAUGUAUA